This is a messenger RNA of Nymphalis io (European peacock), 1707 nucleotides long. RefSeq names its product UDP-glycosyltransferase UGT5-like. The transcript has 4 exons. Gene Ontology annotation, molecular function: UDP-glycosyltransferase activity. NCBI's taxonomy places the organism in Eukaryota, Metazoa, Arthropoda, Insecta, Lepidoptera, Nymphalidae. Bases 7 to 1557 code for a protein of 516 amino acids. The record is from RefSeq and is a predicted model, not a curated record.
GUAAAGAUGGUAGUGUUUUCAGUAAAGUCAGUUUUCAUGUUUUUAUCAUUGCAAGUAGUAAAGGUUCAGUUAUUGAAUAUACUAGCUGUUUUUCCAUACGAAGGAAGAAGUCACUUUUUAGUAUUUGAAUCACUUCUUAAGGAAUUAGCAGGAAAAGGACAUAAUUUGACUGUUAUAUCAUAUUUUCCACAAGAGAACGCAAUUCCAAACUAUCGCGACAUAGCUCUUGAAGGAAACAUCGAAGAAAAUAAAAAAUGGGUUAAAUUUACAGAACCAUCCUAUUAUAAAAUUAUAGUGGUGACCAUUUUCCUAUUAGUUACAGGAACAAAUAAUUGCAAGGUACUACUAAGUGACGAAAAUGUACAAAAUUUAUGGAAGAACGAAACGAAAUUCGAUGUGAUUUUAGUAGAGCAAUUUAAUAGUGAUUGUGCACUGGGGUUAGCUCACAAACUUAAAGCACCUGUAGUCGGAAUUUCGUCGCAUACUUUAAUGCCUUACCAUUUCAGUCGAUUGGGAGUACCAAACAAUCCAUCGUUUACUCCAUUUCAGUUACUAAAUGGUGGAACAAAACCUAAUAUUAUUCAAAGAAUUGAAAGAACAGUAUUUAUGAUAUAUUUUCAAUACGUUGUAAGGGUAAUGAUACAAACUAUAAAUCAAUACACGUUAUCCCAAUACUUCCACGACUUACCUUCUCUUGAAGAUCUAGGACGAAACAUAAAGCUCAUGCUACUUAAUGAACACUUUACGUUUUUGGCGCCAUCUAUUUUACCUUCUAACGUCAAAGAAGUUGGAGGUUUACAUGUAGCUGAAAACAAACCACUACCAAUGGAUUUAGAAAAAUUUAUCAAUGAUUCGGAACACGGUGUUAUUUAUAUAUCUUUUGGGACAAUGGUAGGUAGUUCCUCAAUUCCUCCUGAAAAAUUGCAAGCUAUAUUACGCACUAUAGCAAAACUUCAGCAAAGAGUUAUCUGGAAAUGGGACGCAGAUACUCUGCCUGACAAGCAAAAUAACAUUUAUAUGGCUAAAUGGCUACCUCAAAACGAUAUUUUAGCACAUCCAAAAGUAGUGGCUAUGUUUUAUCAUUGCGGUCUACUAGGGCUAAUGGAAGCCAUGUUUUAUGGAGUGCCAGUGGUUGGAAUGCCAAUAUUUGGAGACCAACCUCGUAACGCUGCAGCUUUAGAAGAAAGUGGGUUGGGUGUUCAAAUUCAAGUGAACAAAUUAAGUGAAGACACUUUAAUAAAAAAAUUCAAAAUAAUUUUAGAUAUAAAGUUUAGAGAAAAAGUCAAAAUGUUAUCAAAAAGGUGGCGAGAUCGUCCUAUAGCCCCUAAAGAAGAAGCUAUUUACUGGAUAGAGUACGUCGCUCGUUACCCCAACGCAACAUUAAACACAGCAGCUGCUGAUCUAUCUUUGUACCAGUAUCUUUGCUUAGAUGUGAUGUUAAUCUUUGGUAUACUAUUUGCUUCUAGUUUUUUUCUAUUCAAAUGUGUUUUAAACAUAUACCGAAAUAAGCACAGUAAGGCAAAAAAGUUUGGUAGCUUUAAAUCAAAACAACAAUAAACGUAUUCGUAUAACAGAAUAUUUUUGAUAUGCAUAUUUUUAUGAGUUCCAUUGUAUAAAAUAUAAAUGUAUAGUGUUUAGUAUAAGUUCUGCCUACAUUAUAAUAAUGAUACGACUAGUAUAUAAAUCUAAUAUUAAAAACAGACUUAC